Lodderomyces jiufengensis is the source of this 1110-nucleotide messenger RNA. It is a transcript of the gene MTG1, whose product is annotated as putative GTPase. NCBI's taxonomy places the organism in Eukaryota, Fungi, Ascomycota, Pichiomycetes, Serinales, Debaryomycetaceae. Bases 1 to 1110 code for a protein of 369 amino acids. Gene Ontology annotation, cellular component: mitochondrion. The record is from RefSeq and is a predicted model, not a curated record. The transcript has a single exon. Gene Ontology annotation, molecular function: GTPase activity; GTP binding.
AUGUCAAAAUUCAUACCCAGAUCAACGUUUCCCAACUAUAACAUUCCACUAUCUAACUUUAAGGGCCAUCAUCAAAAAGCAUUAUCAAAACUCGGACAUCUUUCUCCACAACUAGAUUUGAUAUUAGAAGUACGAGAUUGUCGAGCUCCAAUUGCAACCACAAAUGUUUUAUUUGAUAAAUUAUUAUCUACAAAGAGGAAACUAAUACUAUAUAGUAAAAAGGACUUAUCAAUACUAAAACCAAACCUACUAAACAAAUGGCAUAGCUCUAAAAAUGAAAGUUACAUGUUCAUUGAUUGUAGGAAUAGAACAGAUUGCAAAAAAAUAAUAACCGCUAUCCAAAAAAUUUAUGAAGAUUUAGAGUCCAAACCUCCUUUAGGAAUGAGAUUAAUGAUUAUAGGAAUGCCCAAUGUUGGAAAAUCUACAUUGGUAAAUACAAUGAGACAAGUUGGGCUAGGUAAUGACACCACCUCUGUUUCUACAAAAGUUAAAAAAGUUGCUAAAACAGGUGGUCAACCAGGAGUUACUCGAUCCACAAGUGAAAUAAUAAGGUUAUCUAAAGACCCAGAAGUAAUGGUUUAUGAUACUCCUGGAAUUUUUUUACCAACUGUUAAAAACGCGGAUACUAUGUUAACAUUAGGAUUAGUUGGUUGUAUACAUGAUUCAUUUAUUGAUCCAGUUAUAUUAGCUGACUAUUUAUUAUUUUUGUUAAAUCUACAAAAUCCAACGGGUAAGUUAUACUCAGACUAUAUGUCUCAUCCUACUAAUGAUAUUUAUGAAUUAAUGUUUAAUAUAGCAAAAUCAAGAAAUACUUUAAAACCAAACGGAUCAUAUGAUGAAUUAGGUGUUGCAACUCAUUGGAUUAAUUUAUGGAAACAAGGUAAAUCUAAAAAAUAUAAAGGUCUUUUUGACUUGGCUGCAAUACAAGAUGUUAAUGAAGAAAAAUGGAGCGAAAUAAAUAAUUUAGAAAGAGAAAGAGUUGGAUUAAGUAAAGUAAAUCAAAAAUUAGUUGACAGUUUUGGAAACGAUGGUACUUCUAAAAACUUUAAUAGAAAAAGAACAGCAAAAGAUAGAGAAGCAGAUAUGAAAAACAGAUUGUUCAAACUUUGA